Molecule: messenger RNA, 861 nt
Organism: Erigeron canadensis
Lineage: Eukaryota; Viridiplantae; Streptophyta; Magnoliopsida; Asterales; Asteraceae
Product: GRF1-interacting factor 1-like
Exons: 4
Coding region: 71-703 (210 amino acids)
Biological process (GO): cell population proliferation; positive regulation of transcription by RNA polymerase II; leaf development
Cellular component (GO): nucleus
Molecular function (GO): transcription coactivator activity
Source: RefSeq, a predicted model, not a curated record
AAAAAAAAGUUAUAUAUAUAUAAGUAUACAUAUAUAAAGAGAUAGAAAAAAAAAUUUAAAAAUAUAUAUAAUGCAGCAGCACCUGAUGCAGAUGCAGCCCAUGAUGGCAGCAGCUUAUUAUCCCACUAACAGCGUUACUACUGAUCACAUUCAGCAGUACCUCGAUGAGAACAAGUCUCUGAUUCUGAAAAUCGUUGAGAGCCAAAACUCUGGCAAAUUGUCCGAGUGCGCAGAAAAUCAAGCAAAGCUUCAGAGGAACCUUAUGUACCUUGCUGCGAUUGCUGAUUCUCAGCCGCAGUCUCCUGCCAUUCAUUCUCAGUACCAGCUAGGCGGGAUGAUGCAGCCAGGAAGUAGCUACAUGCAGCAACACCAACAAUCUCAACAACAAAUGUCACCACAAGCACUCAUGGCUGCACGUUCGUCUAUGCUCUACAACCAGCAGCAAUACUCAUCACUACAGCAGCAGGCCGCCUUGCACAAUCAGCUAGGAAUGAACUCUAGUGGCGGAGGUAGUGGAAGCAGUGGACUUCACAUGUUGCACAAUGACAACACUAGCGCCGCUGGCAGCAGUGGUACACACCUAGGCAUUGGAGGGUUCCCUGACUUUGUUCGUAAACAAGAGAUCGGGCUUUCAGGGUCCAAUGAAGGACGUGGCAGUGGUGAGACUCUUUACUUGAAAUCAGCUGAUCAUGAGGGUAACUGAUGUAUCUCACUCGUGUACGCUUGUUGUAUUAAGUUUGUACUAGUAUUUUAGUAUCAGAAGCAGGUAAUAUUUAAGAAGAGUAGAAUUCUCUGGGUAAAAUAACUUGUUAAGAUGCUUAUAAAUGGAUUUUGAUGUUGUGCAAACUCAUGUUUGCGACG